AUGGCUCACAAAGCGCCUUUGGUAGUUCCUGCGCUCAAGCGACACACGGCCACUGUUAUCGUGGCGCAUGGGCUGGGUGACAGCGGGGCUGGCUGGAUAUUCCUCGCAGAGAACUGGCGCAGACGUAGCAAGUUCGAGGAAGUCUCCUUCAUCUUUCCCAAUGCGCCCAAUAUCCCGAUCACACUGAACAUGGGCAUGAGCAUGCCAGGAUGGUACGACAUCAAGUCGCUCAGCACGCUCGACGACCGCGACGAAGACGAAAAGGGCAUCGUCGAGUCCCAGAAAUACUUCCACUCCCUGAUCGACCAAGAGGUCGCAAAGGGCAUACCCGCCAACCGCGUAGUCGUUGGAGGCUUCUCGCAAGGAGGCGCCAUGUCGCUGCUGUCUGGUGUGACAUACAAGGAACAGCUCGGAGGUAUCUUCGGCUUGAGCUGCUACCUCCUGCUGCAGAAGAAGAUCAAGGACAUGAUUCCGACCGAGAACCCCAACCAGAAGACGCCUAUCUUCAUGGGUCACGGCGACGCGGAUCAAGUGGUUGCGCACAAGUGGGGCAAGUUGAGCGCAGAGGAGCUCGAGAAGCACGGAUUCAAGGUCGACUUUAGGACUUACAAGAACUUGGUGCACUCCGCCGACCCAGACGAGAUCGAUCACCUCGAGUCCUACCUCAACCAGCAAAUACCUGCUCUAGGCGACAAGUCAGAACUUUGA
Messenger RNA from Alternaria ethzedia, 708 nucleotides. RefSeq lists its product as uncharacterized. The transcript has 4 exons. Gene Ontology annotation, molecular function: palmitoyl-(protein) hydrolase activity; carboxylic ester hydrolase activity. Gene Ontology annotation, cellular component: cytoplasm. The record is from RefSeq and is a predicted model, not a curated record. Lineage: Eukaryota; Fungi; Ascomycota; Dothideomycetes; Pleosporales; Pleosporaceae. The coding region runs from base 1 to 708 and encodes 235 amino acids. Gene Ontology annotation, biological process: protein depalmitoylation.